CAAUGAUAUAAUAUAAGCCGGCUGCCUUCAAUCCGUUACUUCCCAGCUCAGUCAUGUCGAGGAUGAAGUCUGCAGUCAGUAUAGUUGUUAUGAUAGUUGUAACACAAAUAGGACAAACAUUUGCAGCUUGCAAGAAAGAUAUUAGUUUAUCUGAUGACCUACUGGACCUGUUAUGUAAAUGUCGAAAAGAAAAGAAUGCAUUUGACGGACUAACAAGUAAAACCCGUCCUGCGUUUACUGUAUCACUGACUCCUACAAAAGCUCUUGCAGCAAAAGAAGUUAUAAAGUUUAAUAAAGUCUGGUUGAACACUGGUAAUAUUUAUGAUCCUAAAACUGGCGUGUUCACUGUACCAAUGAACGGUUUAUAUUUGGUGUCAAGUUCUAUGAUGUCUACCCAUGGAAAACAUCUGCAUUGUCACAUGGUGAAAAAUGGUCAGUUAAAUGUAGGAGCGUUUGGUACAGGAUAUUCUCAAGGUACUUUGAAUGCUAUAAUGGACUUGAAGAGGUACGACAAAUUGUCAAUAAAACAGGACGGUCAAAGUGGUGAGGUUGUGCAUGGUACCCACUGGUCAAUGUUCUCAGCUUACCUUAUAUCUGAAUGAAAAAAAAUAAUUCAUAUCUAACUAUACAUCGUAGUUCUACUAUGUCAUUGUUUAUUUUGUCCUAUUGUCUUGGUGUAUAUUAUUUGUCAUUAAGGCAUACACCCAUUAUAAUUUGAGUGUGUGUGAGAAGUAUACUGAUUGUCAUUAAAACUUUUCCAUACAUACCAUAUCUGGGAUAUUCAACAUACCAGUUUAAUUUAACUACCGUACUAAUAUACCUCUUUUGUUUA
Molecule: messenger RNA, 832 nt
Organism: Mytilus californianus (California mussel)
Lineage: Eukaryota; Metazoa; Mollusca; Bivalvia; Mytilida; Mytilidae
Product: complement C1q-like protein 2
Exons: 3
Coding region: 54-602 (182 amino acids)
Molecular function (GO): protein binding
Source: RefSeq, a predicted model, not a curated record